Molecule: messenger RNA, 1645 nt
Organism: Tachysurus vachellii
Lineage: Eukaryota; Metazoa; Chordata; Actinopteri; Siluriformes; Bagridae
Exons: 10
Coding region: 201-1175 (324 amino acids)
Biological process (GO): protein import into mitochondrial matrix
Cellular component (GO): mitochondrial outer membrane translocase complex; mitochondrial outer membrane
Molecular function (GO): transmembrane protein transporter activity
Source: RefSeq, a predicted model, not a curated record
GCUAUUUUAGAGCACUGUAUCCUGCAUCUCAGCAUCCUUUUAAAUUCAUCUCGUUUUUAGGAUUUGAACCCAAAACAAAUCGUUUUUUUAAUGAAUGUGACAAGUGUAAUAAUGUGACUUUGUUCAGUCGGUGCUCAAAGGUUCUAUGUUCAAAUACUUCAUUUGGCCAGAAGAUCAGGGCUGGAAGUGAUCGUCUCCUCAUGGGCAGCGUGUUGGCCUUGUCAUCUCGCUCUGGGCGUCAGAAUUCUCCUUUCCCCCAGGACAGACCACUGUCUCGGUGGGACAAGAGAGACGGAAGACUUUCAAACCCGGGCAGCUUUGAUGGCCUUCAUCGCAGCUGCAAAGGUGUGUUUCCACAGCAGGUUGAAGGCGUCAAAAUGGUCAUAAACAAAACCCUGAGCAGCUUUUUCAAGGUCAGCCACACGUUUCAUAUCAGUGCCGUGGUUCCGUCGACAUACCGGUUCCAUGUGGAGCACCUACAAUCAGACGCAGACAGCAAAGAAACAUCUCCUCUCUGCUCACAGGGCUCACCCAUGCUCAUUGGAGAGAUGGACUCGUCUGGCAGCCUGAACGCUCACUCUUUAUUCCACCUGAGCGAGCGACUACGAGCCAAAGCAGUCUUUCAGACCGUCCAGUCACAGUUCGUCACGUGGCAGUUCGAGACCGAGUACAGAGGCGGCGACUUCACAGCCGCUGUCACUAUGGCCAACCCAGACAUCCUUAGAGAAUCUGUUAUCAUGGUGGCGCACUUCCUCCAGAGCGUCUCUCCGCAGCUGGUUCUUGGCGGAGAGUUGGUUUACCAUCGAGGACGCGCUGAAGAAGGCGGCAUCCUCACCCUUGCUGGGCAAUACUCAGGUCCCAAUUGGGUUGCUACGUUAAACGCUGGUAAAGGAGGAGCCCAUGCCAGUUAUUACCAUAGAGCCAACAAGCAGAUCCAGGUGGGAGUGGAGUUUGAGGCCAGCACUAGGACCCAGGAGACCAAGUUCUCUUUUGGCUAUCAAAUGAAUUUACCAGAGGCCAACAUGGUUUUCAGAGGUAUGCUGGAUAGUCGGUGUAUCAUAGGAGGUGUUCUGGAGAAGCGCUUGUGUCCUCUUCCAGCAACGCUCAUCAUGGGGGCCUUCGUCAAUCACAGAGGAGACAAGCUGCAGGUCGGCCUCGGAGUGAACGUCGGCUAGCACGCGGGUCUUCAGUGGAGCUUCAGAAAUAUCCUCAGGUCUGUCCAAAUGACUCUAAAGCUAAACGAACCUGGAUGUUAUGACACAUCUGAGAUGGACGGCGUUAACACACAGGUACAGAAAUGAGAAACUAAACACUUCCACAUUGGUGCUGUCGUUCCUCAAAUCAUGACGAAAGCCACAAGCGAUCCUAACCAUGACGGGAUAUAUGACUGGAGAAGAAACUGGACGUUUAUGCACUUUUUGGAGUAAGACAUAUGCAGCAUUACAUUUUGAUUCAUUAUGCAUUCAUUUGCAAUUUGCUCUGAUAGAAGAAGGAAAAAAAACAGUUCCAAAUAUUUUUUUUUUAACAGAAAUCCACAUGCAAGCAACUAAUCCAGAGGAGUGACAAUAUUUUGAAAGUUUUAUGAUAUAAAUAUUGUGCUGAAUCUUGUCAAAUGUAUUCUACAACCAAUUAUUUGUGCACAUUU